AUGCUUGCCACUCGUAUGCUCUCCGCGCUGUCGCUGGCCCUCUCCAUCGGAGGGGUGGCCUCUUUCUCAUCGUCUCGCGUCGUCCACGAAACGCGCGGUCGGGUUCCUCUCGGCUGGUCGCCCAUGCGGCGCGCCGACUCCAGCAUGAUCCUCCCCAUGCGCAUCGGUCUCGUCCAGCCGAACCUCGAAAACAUCGAGUCGUACAUCAUGGACGUGUCACACCCCGACUCGCCCAACUAUGGCCAGCACUGGAGUCCCGCCAGGGUCGCGCAGACGUUCCGCCCCACGCAGGAGUCGGUCAACACCGUCAUUGGAUGGCUCGUCGACAACGGCAUCGAGGCAGAACGCGUCACUCUCAGCUACGGUGGCGGAUGGGUGCUGACGAACGUGACAAUCGACGAGGCGGAGAGCCUGCUCGGCACGGAGUACUACGUAUACCAGUACGGUGAUGAUGAGAGUCACACGCAUAUCGGGUGCCAUGAAAGGUACCAUCUGCCCGAGGACGUUGCGAAGCACGUCGAACUCGUGACUCCUACCCUGCACUUUGACGCGAAGCCGAAAGCUGCGCCGGUGCAGUACAGCAAGUACGACAAGAAGGAUGGAAGUCAGAACAACGCUUCCGCGCAAUCUGUGGGCCAGCCAAACUUCGGAACCAGUUUCCCCAAAACGUCUGGGACCAUCUCGACUAUCAUUUCCGAGCUGGAGGACUGCGACGAGCAAAUUGUUCCCGACUGUCUUCGCGCUCUUUACUCCUUUGUCUACGAACCCUUUGCCGCCGACAAAAACUCCAUCGCGAUUGUGGAAUAUACCCCUCAAGGGUACAUUGCAGACGAUCUUGAUAUGUUCUUUGCGAAUUUUUCUCCAAGUCAAGUCGGGGAGAGGCCGAUCCUGGACAGCAUAGAUGGAGGUGUACUGAGCAACUAUGGUGGCUUUGGCUACGCUGGCGAAUCUAACCUGGACCUCCAAUACUCAAUGUCAUUGGUUACUGGCAAGCAACCCGUUACACUUUACCAGGCUGGAGACCUGUAUGAAGGUGCUUCGUUCGACAACCUUCUGGAUGCAUUGGACGCAUCCUACUGCACAUUCGAGGGUGGCGAUAAUCCGGAGUACGACGCAACCUACCCCGACCCAUAUGGCGUUGGCUAUCAAGGACCUGAGAACUGUGGCACAAUCACUCCCGCAUACAUCAUGUCCACGUCUUACGGCUAUACAGAGGCCGAUUUGACGCCCGCGUACGCCCAGCGACAGUGCGCCGAGUAUGCCAAGCUCGGCCUGUUGGGAACGACGAUCCUCUAUUCCUCCGGUGAUGAAGGCGUUGCAGGGCAAUAUGGUAUCUGUCUCGACUCAGAGGGCUAUGAGGACUAUUACGGCGAUAUCUUCGCGCCCACGUUCCCCGGAGGAUGCCCGUACGUGACCAGCGUCGGCGCUACGCAAGUUAACCCGAACGCAACUGUAUGGGAGCCGGAAUCUGCGUGCGAGCAGGUGAUCUACUCCGGCGGAGGGUUUUCCAACGUGUUCGCCAGGCCGAAGUACCAGAAGGCCGCAGUUGAGCACUACCUGACGACAUAUCCACCGCCGUACGCGUCUGACAUCUACAACGCGACCUCGCGUGGCUUCCCCGAUAUCUCCGCGAACGGUGCCAACUACGUUGUCGCUGUCAGCGGCGAGUACUACCUGGUGUACGGCACCUCCUGCUCUUCUCCCGUCAGCGCGGCGAUUUUCUCGGCGAUCAAUGACGCGCGUCUCGCCAUUGGCAAAGGCCCGAUUGGUUUCAUCAACCCUACGAUCUACACUCCUGUAUUCAUGGCCGCGUUCAACGACAUCACGAGCGGCAGCAACCCCGGCUGCGGCACCGAGGGAUUCUACGCUCAGCCUGGGUGGGACCCCGUCACGGGCGUUGGUACCCCCAACUUCGUGAAGCUGCUUGCGCUCUGGCUCUUGCUUCCGUGA
This is a messenger RNA of Laetiporus sulphureus 93-53, 1950 nucleotides long. RefSeq names its product subtilisin-like protein. Gene Ontology annotation, molecular function: tripeptidyl-peptidase activity; serine-type endopeptidase activity. The transcript has 10 exons. Gene Ontology annotation, biological process: proteolysis. The record is from RefSeq and is a predicted model, not a curated record. The coding region runs from base 1 to 1950 and encodes 649 amino acids. NCBI's taxonomy places the organism in Eukaryota, Fungi, Basidiomycota, Agaricomycetes, Polyporales, Laetiporaceae.